AUGGCAAGCGAGAAUGCACCCAGCCAUCCCCAAUUCAUCUCAAAGCCCCCGAAACCCAUCCGGCCAUACAUCUGCUCGACUUUGAAUGAUUUUCAGGAAGAGAGAGACUUUUUGGCUAACAACAUCUUCCCUCAGCUUCAUGAACUUUGCAGUUCCCGGGGCACAUAUUUCAAAGCAGUGGAUCUGAGAUGGUCAGCGCUGAAGGCCCACAGGUCCUUACCCGCCAGCCUGCGCAGACAGCACGCCUGUCUCCACGCCCAACAGCUGAAGCUCUGCCUCGACUCGGUGAGCAGCUGCUUGCCCUUUUUCAUCUGCCUGCUGGGCCACACCUACGGAGACUUCCUCUCUAACCACUCGGCUUUCCUGUUCUCCAAAGAUGUCGACUUGUCACGGUUAUCCAACAAAGAACAAAAUCUCUACGUUGCGGCCCAAAACGGCUAUCCCUGGGUCCUGGAGUGCCACGACUGCAGCUUGAUGGAGUUUGAGAUCAUCCAAGCCGCAUUUCUGAAUCCAUCCCCAUUCCAGUAUUUUUACUUUAGGACUCAAGACACCCUGCCCACGGCCUCAGCCGAGGGGAACAAGAAGGUGCAGCAGCCGUCCUCGGACUCUCUGAUCCCCGGGGAGGAGAAACUGAAGAUUGGAAAGCUGAAGGCCGCGAUUAUGAGCAAAGGGCUCCCGGUCAGAUUCUAUGCCGGUCUCCAGGAGCUGGGGGAGCUGGUUCUCAAGGACUGGUCACUUGUGAUAGAAAAACUGUGCCCAGCCACUUUACUGAUGGAUAAUAUAGACUACAAGCACAGCUUUGAGCGCUUCUAUCAUGAAGAAUUCAUUGAGAAGUGUAAGACAACGGUUGCGAAUUCCAAGGAGCCAAAGAAGACCUUUGAAAUCUUGGAAAAAUUUGCCUUGAAGGAUAUGGACCUUGAUUUAAAAAAUUCAGCAGCAGGUUCCAGUUUAGACCCGGUUUUCAGAUUUUUCAGGCUGAAUUAUCUUCCAACGUACAAGUCUAUUUUGCUCUUGUCUGGAGAACGUGGUUGCGGGAAAUCCACUCUGAUUGCCAACUGGGUGGAUUAUUUCAAAAAGAAACAUCCAAGCCUGUUGCUGAUCCCACAUUUUGUGGGAAGCACCUGUGAAAGCAGUGACGUCAUGACCGUGAUCCACUACUUCAUCACAGAGCUGCAGCACAAGAGCUACGGUACUCAGCUUGAAAUGGAUGUUGUUAACGAAGAAUCAAAUAUCUUGGUCUUUUCACUUCUUGUAGAAAUAUUCAUUGCUUCCAUCAGUUUAAAGCCAUGUAUACUUGUACUAGAUGGAAUCGAAGAAUUGAUUGGCAUUUAUGGGAUUUCAGGUCAGAAGGCAAGAGAUUUCUCCUGGCUGCCACGCUCGCUUUCUCCUCGUUGCAAAUUUAUCAUGAGCACUGUCUCCUCCAGCCUGCCCUACAAGUCACUGUAUGCCCGCCCAGAUGUGAGGACUGUGGAACUCAUUAGCACGGAAGAUAACGAAAUGAAGCUCAAGGUCUUUGGACAGCACCUCUCCAUUCUCAACCAAGACCCCUUCCAACAGAGCAGACAUGCCUUGAAGAAUAAGGCAAACAGCAAUCCUUUAAAACUCCUGAUCCUUGCCAAUGAAUUGAAAGAAUGUAGAAUCUACCGCAAUGAGUUCCAGUGUAUGAGUGAGUACUUGGAGGCGACCUCUGUUCAGGAACUCUGGGGACUGAUCCUGAAACGCUGGACUGAAGACUACAGUUGGACUUGUAAGGAGGCUUCACAAGAAGGGCUGGACGGCUGGGUGACUGACACCCUGUGCUUGUUGUGCGUCUCACACUGUGGGUUGACUGAAGAUGAGCUCCUCCAGAUUCUGGACAUGCUGGGCUAUAGCAAUCGUUACAAAGUGACCACGCUGCACUGGGCUGCCUUCCGCAACGCCACCAAGCAGUGGGUCCAGGAGAAGCCGAACGGCCUCCUCUACUUCUGGCACCAGUCCCUGCGAGACGCUGUGGAGCACACGCUUCUUGGUGUAAUCACUCCUGUCAGAGAAAGCAGUCCAUAUUCAUUUCGGAAACCCACAAAUCACAGGAAAACUUAUUUCCACCACAUCCUGGUCAGAUACUUCCAGCGGCAGUCCGCCUUCUGGAGAGUGUAUCAAGAACUGCCUUGGCAUAUGAAGAUGAGUGGGUGCUGGUCGGGCUUGUGUAGCUUCCUCUCGAGCCCUAGUAUUGCAGACUUCCUGUCAAAAAUCCAAAGCCCGAGCUUCUGGACAAGGCUGCACCUCGUUCACUACUGGAAGAAGUUAUCAGAGGCUGGAUGUGAUAUUUCUGGGGCCUAUUUGCUCUCAGUGGCCAGGAUCAAAGCAGAUGAGUGCCACAAAGCGAGGAAGAGAUACACGUUCUCAGCACUGGAGUCCAGGCUUUCUGGGCUUACUGUCGUGGACAGAUGUCGCUUGUUGUUCUUUAUUGGGAGUCUUUUGAAGAUUAUGGGAAAGACCAGUGAAGCCAAAGAAUUGUUCGUGGAUGUUGAGAAUGUGUUACUGCAGAGCCGGUCCACGAAAGAGAUGCUUGUCAAAGUACAGAACGCUGCCGGAGAACUGUAUCUUGAAAUCGGCAUGACUCAGGAGAGCUGCCAGUAUUUCCAGAAAGCAUGGUCAAACCUGCUGUGUUUUUCACUCAGUGACUUAAGAGACAGCCAGGACUUGAUGAAGCAGAAAGUCAAAGUGCUGAAUAACCUGGCCAAGACAGCGUCUGAGGAGUACUUAAAGGAAAAUCAUGUUUUGGAAUAUGCUACGGAAGUUUCCAAAUUCCUGAGUAACAAUCCCUGUGAUCAAGCUACUAUGAAAUACACGGAAGGUGUUCUCAUUUUGGUUGCCGGAAAUACUUCUCUUGCAAGAGUGAAACUUCAAGAGUGCUUAAAUAUCAGAAGAAGUUUGUUUGGUGAGAAAAACAUGCGAGUUGCAGAAAUUAUGGAGUUUUUAGCAGAUUUACUGUUUUUUUCACAAAGUGAUAGUGAAAAAUCCCAAAGGAAGCAAGUAAUUGAAUACUAUAAACAAGUGAUAAAAAUCAAGGAAAAUGCAAGCACUCUGGUCAACUCCUCACUUGUCCGGAGGCAGCUGAACAUCAGCCUCAGUGACACCUUGUGUAAAUUAGCAGGUCAGUUACUGAUGUUUGACUCUUCUUAUCACGUCAUGAUGGAGGUAGCAGGUUAUUUGCACGGAUCAUUUAAUUUAAGGGCAACCAGCCUGGGGUCUUCUCAUCCAUCAGUCCAUGGAAUCCACCUUCUGCAGGAAAUUCAGCUGGCCAAGGGCAGGAGGUGUUGGCCUCAGGGUGUGAGCCACUGGAGUCUGGAGGGUCCCUGGAGUGACUCCUCACUGUGGGAGCACUUGCUUAAGUUAGACUACUGCAGCGCGCAGAGUUCUGACUCCGUGAGCUCUGCCUUGUGCGCGAACGCUCGGAAGUUACAGAAGGCCAGCAGCUGGGCCUCGGCACCUCCCGCAGUUUCAGGUAAAUCCAACUGUGCUUCUAGAAAGGGGAAACAGAUCUCGAGACCCCUGAUUUGCCUUUCUGCUAAUGAAAAGAUCCAGCGAAGGACACAAAGUCCUGUGGACACUUGGAAUGGCCCUGGGAAGAAAGCCUCAGGGCAGAAGGACAAGCGUCCCUCCACGAUUCUAUCUUCAGGGAAAAUGAGUGGUUUAGUAGAGCUUUCGAGUCCAAGGAGUUUGUCAGCCAAAAGGGAGAGCAGGGACUGCCAACUCACCACCAUCUACCAGCACCCCCUGCUGGGGCCUCCUAGCACAGAUAACCCCUGGGAACCUGGAUGUGAGCUCAUAUCAGAAAAGUGGCUUUUCCAUAGCCCAAAUUAUAGUUUCAACCCUCAGAAGUGUUUUUUGCUACAAAGAUCUCAAAUGGAAACAAGAUCGUUGAAGACCUCAAGUGGUAUUAAAAAGGAAUAA
Molecule: messenger RNA, 3936 nt
Organism: Lepus europaeus (European hare)
Lineage: Eukaryota; Metazoa; Chordata; Mammalia; Lagomorpha; Leporidae
Product: putative tetratricopeptide repeat protein 41
Exons: 15
Coding region: 1-3936 (1311 amino acids)
Cellular component (GO): Cul4-RING E3 ubiquitin ligase complex
Molecular function (GO): protein binding
Source: RefSeq, a predicted model, not a curated record